Medioppia subpectinata is the source of this 1159-nucleotide messenger RNA. The record is from the annotation of a GenBank genome assembly. Lineage: Eukaryota; Metazoa; Arthropoda; Arachnida; Sarcoptiformes; Oppiidae.
AUGCCUUCAAACAAUAAUACAUUGUCGCCGACAAACACAUCCCAAUAUAACUAUGAGAGAGUGGGCACCAUAUCUCCCACUUUAGCCUCACUGGUUCACCAGAAUGGUAACCCCCGGUACCAAACGUCUACAUUACUUAAUGGCCAUAAAAUGAACGGAAAUCUAUCUCGUAAUGGAAAUGCUAUGCGUUAUCCGAAUGGCAUCUCUCCAUCAAAAGUAUCGCCAAAUAUAACAAACACAGCGAAUAUAAGCCAAUAUUCUGCGGCCAAACAGCCAUUACUGGAUAUCUCCAGAACGGCAACCAAUUUGCAAACUAGUCCUCACUUAAACGGGUCCCGAAUAGGGCCGCACUCACCCAAAGCCAGUAAUGACUAUUCAAAUAGCGAUUCAGAGAUGAGUGAACAUGGAUUACAUCAAGUGUUGGCCUCUUUGGCUCUCAUGUGUCUCUUAUCACUAUUGAUGGCAUUUUUGGCGCUUUUCUUUUUGCAGCGGACGUGUCCUAUAAGUGCUCUGACGGACAGUACAGACAAUGAGGAAAACAGUUCAAAAGUGAACAAAAAUCUAAACCAAAUGCCAAUGAGAAUUGUUAGCAAUUCUCGAGAAUAUGUUCGUGUGUUUCAAAUAUCAGUUUCAUUGAGCACUUUAACCAUUUCGUUAGACCUCUGCUGUCUAUUUGUCUCAUGUAUUCAAUUCUUAUCAGCCGUUAAGCUAAUGAAUACACCGUUCGGGAGAAAAAGCACACCGUCGACAGCCGCGAAAGGAGCAGAGUUAGGGAUAGAAAAAGUGGCCAUUAAGACUAUUGGUGUGAUUCUCUUCACGUUUGUCAACUUCGACGAAGUGCCAGCACUGGCCACGAGUGUAAUCAUAGGGUUGGCCAUUAUUUUCUGCGGAAUCGCUUCCGUGCAGAAUGUCUAUCUAUGGCAGUGGGAGAAAACGAAAGCGAGUCAAGAAAGGUCUGAAAGUCGUAUAAUUCAUUUAAGAGAUUCCGGUUAUUUGCCAUCCAUUGAGUUGUCAACUUUGGUGUGAUUUUUAAUGUUAUUAUUUUGUAUAGAUUUUUGGUACAAAUGUUAAUAUUUUAAAUAUAUUUAAGAUUUAUAAUUUAGAUAAAGAGUCACAAACGAAAGGGUAAAAUAAAUGCAGUUUUUAUAUCAUUUAAGUC